Periconia digitata is the source of this 1320-nucleotide messenger RNA. The record is from the annotation of a GenBank genome assembly. NCBI's taxonomy places the organism in Eukaryota, Fungi, Ascomycota, Dothideomycetes, Pleosporales, Periconiaceae.
AUUAACCCAUCAAUCAAUCUAUAUUGCUUCCCCCCUCCCAUCCCUGCACCCCCACACAUCCCGAACAUGAAGUUCUCUCUCUCAUCCGCCCUCGUGCUGGGCCUGGCCGCCGUCGGAGAAUGCAGUAUUUGGGGAGGCAAUGCCGGUAGGUCAUUAUACAACAAGUGGCACGAGACGGAGCUUGAACGCUGGCUCUCGGAUUACAACAUCCCCUACCCCAAGGCCUCGGACCGAAAGGACCUCCAAGACUUGGUCAAGAAGAACUGGAACGACAACGUCGUUACUCCUUACAAUAGCUGGGAUGCCCAGACUCUUCAAAACUACUUGACCCUCAAGGGCCAGCAGGCCAAGAAGGGCACCGAAAAGGACGCAAAGUCCCUCGCUGAGCAGGUCCAGGUCUACUGGACCGAGACUGAGGAAUCCGCCAACAAUGCCUACAGCAACAUCAAGGAAUGGUUCUUCGACACUUGGACCGACUCCCAGCUCAAGGCCUUUGCCGACAAGCAUGGCAUUCCCGUUCCCCAGCCCCGCCAGCGUGACUCUGUUCUCAAGGCCAUUCGCGAGAACUACCAGACUGCCGCUGAGAAGCUCUCUGAAACCGCCCAGUACCCCGGUGACUGGGUUUACGAGUCCUGGUCCGACUCCGACUUGAAGGCUUGGUUCGACGAGCGUGGUUACAAGGUGCCCCAACCCUCCACCCGUGACAGCCUGAUUGCCCAAAUCCGCCGCAACUCCCGUCUCGCUAGCCUGAACGCCCAGGGCGCUUAUGCCUCUGUUUCCUCCGCUGCCGCUGCUGCUCAGGAAACCUUGAGUGAUGCUCUCCUCAACUCUUGGUCCGACAGCCAGAUCAAGGAGUGGGCCGACAAGAACGGUAUCAAGGUUCCCCAAGGCUCCAAGAGGAACGAGCUCCUUGCUCUCGCCCGCAAGCACCGUGCCAGCCUCGUUGGUGACAACGUCUCGGGCACUGCUGCUAGCGCCUACGGAGCCGCCACCUCCAAAGCCAACAACCAAUACGCCCAGGCCACCAACGGCUUUGCUGGUUACACCGACUGGGUCAAGGCUCAGAUCGGUCUCGCUACUGGACCUGCUGCUAGCGCCAGUCUUGCAAGUGCCUCCGCUGAGAAGAGCGCUGCUGCUGCCUCCAAGAGUGCAUCCAGCGUCGCAGCUUCGCUCUCCAAGAACGCCGGCAAUGCCGCCUCAGUCGGUUCUGCCUCUGCUUCUUCCAUCGCCUCUGCUGCCUCCAGCUCCGCGAGCUCCGCAAGCAGUGUCGCGGCCGCAAGCGCCAAGGCUGCCGCUGAUGCUAUCAAGAAGGAGUUGUAA